AUGGUCGCUCCACCAACAUGGGUUCCUCCGCUGUCCUCGUCGGCCAAGGCGGAGGAUUCCACGUCGAGCUCGAGCUCGAGCUCUCCCUCCCCGUCCACGUCCCCUUCGUCCUACCUCUCGACCGUCCCCGGUGAAUUAGCCUUCUUCCGAGCGCUCAUCUACCAUCGACCUAUCGGCCCGGACCGCCAUUGGGAGAUGUUGUCGGUCGCGCUCAAGUUCCGCAACUACUGCCGCUCGCGGGUCAGCGAGGGCUUUGAGGAGUACCGCGACGCCGAGAACGUCGAGAUGCGGCAUUUUUGGGACAAGUACGACGAGUGCUAUGACCUCGCUGAGCUGGAAAAGACGUGGGAGGAUGAGGUCGGUCCGCACUCGCUGACUGUCCAGGCGACCUCGCGGAGCUCGAGCUGACAACCCGUUCCCAAUGAUCUGAAUCCCGCCUUCCAGCAAUACGAAGAAGACUCCAACUCGGAGGCCAACUCGCCUCCAGUUUCGACAAGAUCGGAUGUAGGCGCUCCCCAAGAAGCCUCUUCUCGCAAAUCGUCGACCAAGCCGCCCUCGGCACCCGCAUGGAUCUCUCGUCGAUUCCCACCCCGCCCCUUCUCACUUCUCGUCUCUUACCCUCCCCCUGCUUCUUCUUUAUCAUCGACCGUGACACCACCCGUCUCGACAUCGAGCAAGGCGCGGGGCAGAUCCAAAACCAAGGAAGACGAGUCCCUUGCCGAGAUCGAUCCUAUGGCUCCCGAAUCGAUGUUCAACGAACUCCUGGUGCAGAGGAAGUUGCGCAAAAAGGGCGACCCAGCCAGCCCGGAAUUGGGACCCGUUAGAGAGUUCUCCCUGACGCUGCCAGAUGAUAGUGAUGACGAGGAGAAGGAGAGUGGCGCCGAGUCCGAUAAGAAGGAAGAGGAGGACGAAGAGGAGGACGAAGAAGACGAGCGGCCCAAGGGCAGGAAGCGUGCCAAGCGCGAAUCAACCACGACUUCGACAAGAGCAGGUGCAGGUAAAUCUACGACUAAGACCAAAGCGACCAAGAAAGCGGCGUCGGACGACAAGGCUGCGGGUGCGGGCGCAGGCGCGGAUAGCGAAAGCGACCUGACGGACAUGAGCGACGAAGACGAUGGCAACGAGGCGAGCGAGGCAAACAGGGAUGACGAAAGGGAGGACGAAGAUGAAGAGCGGGACGAGGAAAAGAGUGGGUGCAAGAGCUUGUCACUCGGGCUCGCGCGGUGCAACUACACCCGCUGACUGAUCGCCGUUGUCCACUUUAUCUACAGCCACUGCCGCCAGCAAAGUGAGCAAGCGGUCACGACACACUCGCUCGUCGUCGGUCGCCACAGCUCCCGAGCAAGAGAGUGUAGGGCGGAGAAAAACGCAAAUGUCGGUCUCGGCCAAAGCCGAGCCCAAAGCGAAGCGUGGAGCUGCGAGCAAGGUCAGUUUGGCAACGACUCUUCGUAAUCAUCCACAUGCGCUUGCUGAUCGUUCGAACUUGGUCAUUUUGGCACUGCAGAAACGAUAG
This is a messenger RNA of Microbotryum saponariae, 1513 nucleotides long. The record is from the annotation of a GenBank genome assembly. Lineage: Eukaryota; Fungi; Basidiomycota; Microbotryomycetes; Microbotryales; Microbotryaceae.